CUCUUCCGUUGCACGCGUAAAGAGACUCGACUCAUCUAUUCUGGAAAUUUUCUCAACAUGGAUAAGUUUCGGAUGAUGUUCCAGUUCUUGCAGGCGAACCAGGAGUCCUUUAUGAACGGUAUAUGCGGUAUCAUGGCUCUGGCGAGCGCACAGCUUUACUCCACGUUUGAGUUCACCUGUCCGUGUCUGCCGGAGUAUAAUUACGCGUACGGGGUCGGCAUUCUGAUCGUUCCUCCACUAUGGUUCUUCAUGCUCGGCUUCGUACUGAAUAAUAACAUCUCGGUGCUGACCGAGGAGUGGAAGAGACCCACGGGUCAGCGGCAGAAGGAGUCCGCUGUGCUGCGCUACAUGCUGUGCUCCAUGACGCAGCGCGCACUCAUCGCUCCUGCCGUGUGGAUCGCCGUCACGCUCAUGGACGGCAAGAGCUUCUUAUGCGCCUACAGCACUAGGAUCGAUCUGAGCCACUUCCUAAACCGCAGCCACGAGCUUGUGCCCGAGAAAGAUAUGGAGAGGCUUCUGGCGACAAUUCCCUGCAAAACCAUCUUCAACGCAGAACAUAUCAUCAACAGAGAGGCAGCAUCCAGGUAUAUUCGGGUUAUGUCCCAGGCCUGUGGAUGGGCAUUUCUGAUGCUGACAACUUUUGUAGCCUUUCUGAUAAGAGCAAUCAGACCUUGUUUCACUCAAGCCAUCUUCCUCAAAACCAAAUACUGGUCCCAUUACAUUGAUACAGAACGGAGGCUCUUCGAUGAGACGUGCAAAGAGCAUGCCAAAAGUUUUGCCAAGGUCUGCAUUCAACAAUAUUUUGAGAGUAUCAGUGGUGAGAUGGUGCUUCAAAAACUGCAUGUGAAGGAAAGGGAUGGAAAAGGCAAUGAAGAAGAAACACCCUUGAGUGAAGAAGAGAAACUCCUAGGCAUCCGUGAAAAGGAGGACAUGAACAAAGUUCUUUGGAACUGGCAUACCUGUAAACCUGCACUUAGCAUUCAUAAAUAUGGAAAAGAUGAAAACACUAAAGAGAACUCAAAUACUCCUGUACAGGCUAAGGGUUAUCACAGGUCGAAGUCCAUGAAUGGUGCAGCGUAUUAUUCCAAGGUCUGACUUUUAAAGAGAUUUUUACAUGUACAAUUAUUGCAGCUAUUUUAAAGCCAUAUAUGUACCUAAAUGUAACCCCAAU
Neoarius graeffei (lesser salmon catfish) is the source of this 1171-nucleotide messenger RNA. It is a transcript of the gene calhm1a, whose product is annotated as calcium homeostasis modulator 1a. The transcript is spliced from 3 exons. Lineage: Eukaryota; Metazoa; Chordata; Actinopteri; Siluriformes; Ariidae. The coding region runs from base 58 to 1095 and encodes 345 amino acids. Gene Ontology annotation, molecular function: monoatomic cation channel activity. The record is from RefSeq and is a predicted model, not a curated record.